This is a messenger RNA of Pundamilia nyererei, 1896 nucleotides long. RefSeq names its product hydroperoxide isomerase ALOXE3-like. Gene Ontology annotation, biological process: lipid oxidation. NCBI's taxonomy places the organism in Eukaryota, Metazoa, Chordata, Actinopteri, Cichliformes, Cichlidae. The record is from RefSeq and is a predicted model, not a curated record. The coding region runs from base 1 to 1896 and encodes 631 amino acids. Gene Ontology annotation, molecular function: iron ion binding; oxidoreductase activity, acting on single donors with incorporation of molecular oxygen, incorporation of two atoms of oxygen; protein binding. The transcript is spliced from 13 exons.
AUGGUGCAGUAUAAAGUGACCGUAUUCACUGGUGAUCGCCUUAAUUCCACUACUCUCAACAAUGUCUACAUUAAGCUGGUGGGCACAGAUGGGGAGAGUGAUCGCAAGUGGCUCAUGGGCUUGAAAGGGGCUUCAUCCUUCGUCAGAGGAGCUGUAUCAAAGUUUAAGGUGUCCUGCUCCACUUCCCUUGGAAAUCUUGUGCUGAUAGAGUUAGACAAACAGUCUCUCCCACUGUUCCCAGAAGAUGAUUGGUUUUGUGCCAAGGUGGAAGUGAAAUCCCCUGAAGGAGACAUCUACAGCUUUCCCAUCUACCGCUGGAUCACCGAUAGCAAGGUGCACCGCUUCAGGGAUGGAAAAGCUCUGAGAGUCUUUGAAGACAACCAUCAUCUUGGCAGGUACAGUCGGCAGCAAGAGAUUCAGCAGCGAGAGGAAGACUAUCGCUGGGAUGCAUAUGCAGAGGGAAUACCUCACUCCUUGAAGGCACAAAACCCAAUUUUUUUGCCAUCGGAGGUUCAGUUCUCCUUCACCAAAACUACAGAGUUUGUCUACACUGCUUCCACAGGACUGACUGAGCUGAAGCUGAAGGGACUGGAUAACCGUAAGGAGAAGUGGGAUAAUAUUGACAGCAUCAAUCGAGUGUUUUGCUGCAAAAAGACUGAAAUAUCAGAAUAUGUUCAGGAACACUGGAAAGAAGAUGCUUUCUUUGGCUACCAGUUUCUAAAUGGUGUCAACCCCAUUUUGAUCCAGUGUUGUACAACCCUGCCCAGUAACUUCCCUGUCACUGAUGACAUGGUCUUUCCCCGCAGUCGUUGCAACCUUGCAGAUGAAAUGAAGAAAGGGAACAUAUUCCUGUGUGACUACAAGCUUCUGGAUGGAGUAAAAGCAAACACCAUCAAUGGGAAGAAGCAGUACUUGAUGGCUCCUCUCGUCCUGCUCCACAAAGAUCCUGACAAUAAAUUAAUGCCGAUUGCUAUUCAGCUGAAGCAGACUCCAUCAGAUGACAAUCUAAUCUUUCUUCCUACUGAUUCUGAGUACGACUGGUUGAUCGCCAAGAUUUUUGUGAGAAGUGCAGAUUUCAAUCACCAUCAGCUCAAUGCUCACCUUCUGCGCACGCACUUGCUGGCCGAGGUUUUUGCAGUGUCACUGCUGCGCAACGUGCCCAUGGUGCAUCCUCUGUACAAGCUCCUCAAACUUCACACACGCUACACUCUGCAGAUCAACUUCUUAGCUCGACGCCUUCUCAUUUCUGAGAUUGGCGCUUUCACUCAGUUUGCAUCAUCAGGUGGAGAGGGCAUGUUUACAAUCCUGAAGAGGUCAGUGUCCUCAAUGACCUACAGCUCCCUCUGUAUGCCAGAUGACAUUGCUGAACGUGGCCUAGAAGCUGUGCCAAACUUCUACUACAGGGAUGAUGGCCUAAAGGUUUGGGAUAUCAUCCACAGGUAUGGAAUUCCUCAGACAUUUACUUGUGUGACUGAGUUGGUCAAGUUUGUCACCAUGGUGAUCUUCACUUGCUCAGCCCAGCAUGCAGCCGUGAACUCUGGACAGUAUGACUAUGGUGGCUGGAUGCCCAACACUCCCAUCUCCCUGCAACUCCCACCACCGACCACAAAGGGGACGACAAGCGAGGCCACAAUGUUGGCGACCUUCCCUGACGUCAAUGUAACAGUUCAGGGCAUGGCCACCAUGUGGUUACUCAGCAAGCAGUCCAGUGACUUUGUCCCUCUUGGCCAGUACCCGGAGGAGCAUUUCAUUGAGGAAAUUCCUCGCAAAAUACUAAAGGAUUUUCAGAUGGAGCUUGAAGAUUUAAGUUUAGUUAUUAAAGCCAGAAACAAGCGUUUAGAAGUGCCAUACACCUACAUGGAUCCGGCAGAGUUAGAAAACAGUGUGGCCAUUUGA